This is a messenger RNA of Acinonyx jubatus (cheetah), 998 nucleotides long. It is a transcript of the gene PINLYP, whose product is annotated as phospholipase A2 inhibitor and LY6/PLAUR domain containing. The record is from RefSeq and is a predicted model, not a curated record. Lineage: Eukaryota; Metazoa; Chordata; Mammalia; Carnivora; Felidae. Gene Ontology annotation, cellular component: extracellular region. Bases 270 to 908 code for a protein of 212 amino acids. Gene Ontology annotation, molecular function: phospholipase inhibitor activity. The transcript has 5 exons.
UGAGAAAACAGGAAAGUGACCUUCUGGGUCCUGAUGGAAGAGGGGGCUAGAAGCCCAGACUCCUGGGGUCCCUGUGGAGCAGGGGGCUGCGCAUGAAAUGCCCAUGUCCCUUUUGAAUUCUGGUUCCAUAUCCCCAACCCAGAGCCACAAAGGCCCGCCCUGAGAUCUUACCUCAGCUAUUUCUCACCCCAGGGUGAAGGUGGAUACAGACCCGCCCCUCCUCAGUUCCCUAUAAGGGCUGGGGACCCAGGACUGCAGGUUCACUCAUCAUGAGGGCUUCCAUGAAACCGGGGACCUUCUUGCUGGCCUUCACUCUGCUCUGCACCCUCCUAGGUCUGGGGUGCCCACUGAGCUGUGAAGUGUGCAGGGGCUCCGGGCCCACGUGCAGCGGAAAAAUGAAGACUUGCGAGGCCGGCAAGGACGCAUGCGUGGUCGUCGUGGGGGAGUCCUGCACAAAGGGCCGCCACGCGGUGAACACCUACAAGGCCUGCAUGAAGUACAGCGACUGCUACUCGGGAUUCGUGUCCACCACGAUGGGCCCCAAGGACUACAUGGUGUCCAACACGCGUUGCUGCCAGAGCGACGGCUGCAACCAGGGCUCGGUGCCCCCUCCCCAGAACAAUCGUACGGAGAACGGCCUCCAGUGCCCGGCCUGCAUCGCGCCCUUUCAGGAGACAUGCCCCGGGACCCAGGCAGCCCGCUGCGUUGGCCAGGAAACCCACUGCGUCUACUUCGCUGGCAACGUGCAGGCCGGUCUCAUCACCCCCAAAUUUGCCACUCGGGGCUGUGCUACGGAGAGUGCCUGCUUCGCCAAGGCGGGGGCGCAGGUGCCUUCAGCCUCUUAUCUGUACUUCCUCCGCCGAGCAGACUGCCUUCCAGCCCGCCAGGCCCCUAGCAGGGCGGAGUAAAGCGCUGAGGAUCAUGUGGCUUGAAGUCUCCCUUUGUCCUCAGUCUACACCUGCCCAUGUGCCUAUAAAUUAAACAGGUUAACAAAGCAA